This is a messenger RNA of Cryptotermes secundus, 10391 nucleotides long. RefSeq names its product protein patched (gene ptc). Gene Ontology annotation, biological process: smoothened signaling pathway. Lineage: Eukaryota; Metazoa; Arthropoda; Insecta; Blattodea; Kalotermitidae. Gene Ontology annotation, cellular component: plasma membrane. Bases 937 to 5013 code for a protein of 1358 amino acids. The record is from RefSeq and is a predicted model, not a curated record. The transcript is spliced from 24 exons. Gene Ontology annotation, molecular function: smoothened binding; hedgehog receptor activity; hedgehog family protein binding.
AGAAGGAUGGAAGGUGUAGAAGUUUGUGAAAGGAUGUUCACGUUAGUUCACUGUGGAAGUUGGUCGCGUUCGGUGCUUGCGACAAGUGAGAUGUGCCGUGGGGGUGAAACGGAGAGAUAGAUGUGUCAAUAUAAUGUGCCGUGUGAAGUGAUUGUGUGUCUGUGUCCACCACCAAUUCUAGCGUUCCUUCACCAACAUAGGAAGACUUUCUCUACCGAAGAUGUCAAGCAUGGACGCGCGUUGUUUGAAAAAACUAGGAUUUAAACUGAAGAGAGAGAGAGCUCAGUUGCUACCGAACUUUAUCAUUUAAAUCCCACCCGAGACUUGGGUUACACAUAUUACCAAAAUCUUGCACGUUGGAAAGAAAACAAACGUCCUGGUGUCUGGAUCAUAUAUCGAGAAUCAGUUGGGCAGCAGAACAAGGAAUCAGGUAGCGGUGAAUGAACGACGCGCCAUUUUCAAACAGUCGGCUAAGCAAACCAUAACCUACAACAAGUUCAGACAUUUUUAUAUGUGAAAUUAAUGUCAGUUUCUUUAAUAUCGUGAAAAUAUACACUGGAGUAGGGCAAAAGUUCUUGUAAGGACCGUCACGGACAGGUUUAAUUAAAGUGACAAGGUGUCCUUUGCUGCGUAUCCUAGACUGUACAACAGGUAGUGAAACUUAAUGCACCUUUUACGUUUAAUUCUGUUUAUUUCUGAGAUUUCCGUGAAUUUGUACAAAGUAUUUAUAGUGUUAGCGUUAAAUUCCGACAAAGUGCGUGUUACCACCUGCGCACUUACUUCACCCUCGUCACCACCACACACCGUUGUGAAUGUUGUUGAGCCAACAGGGGAUAACAACCCCAAUUUCAGCAGUCUAAAUGUGGAUAUUUUGGAUAUUGAGUUUAAUGCUGCAAAAGUGGUGGUGUAGCAAAGGACUGCAGGAACCAGACCAAUAUGGUGGCUGCUACUGCCAGCUCAAGAACUCCCCCUCUAUCUUACACGCAGAGGCCCGCGGGAGCCAAAACACUGCGACAAUGCGCCACUAACCAUAACGACGACAUCUUCAUCCGGACCAGCUGGGCGGAUGCAGCUGUAGCGCUAGCUCAGAUCGAGAAGGGUAAAGCGACCGGGGAGCGGGCAGCCCUGUGGCUGAGGGCGCGCCUCCAGAGCCAGUUGUUUCAGCUCGGCUGUUUCCUGCAUCGUCACGCCGGGAAAGUGCUCUUCGUGGCCAUCCUCGUGCUCGCGACGUUCUGUGUCGGCCUCAAGUCAGCGCAGCUGCACACUCGUGUCGACCAGCUCUGGGUGGAAGAGGGCGGUCGUUUGGAGCGCGAACUGCGGUACACCCAGGCGGCUUUGGGCGAAGCAGACGCCAGCACCCACCAACUCGUCAUCCAGACGCCACGCGAUCCCGAAGCAUCGCUCCUUCACCCUGCGGCGCUCCUGUCACACCUGGACGUCGUCAAGGCUGCCACCAGCGUCACGGUGCAGCUCUUCGAUAUAACUUGGAGACUGAAAGACAUGUGUUAUUCGCCCAGUAUUCCGGACUUCGAUGUACACUACAUAGACCAAAUAUUCGAAAAUAUAAUUCCGUGUGCCAUUAUAACGCCAUUAGAUUGCUUCUGGGACGGCUCAAAACUUCUGGGACCAGAUUAUCCUGUUAACAUACCAGGCGUGGGCUCCAAGGUGCGCUGGACCAACCUCAAUCCCCAGAAACUGAUCCAACAGAUGAAGCCCUUUGGCUCAGCGUUCCCAUUCGACACGCUAGAAGACUACAUGAAAAGGGCGGGGAUAAGUUCGGGUUAUCAAGAAAAGCCGUGCCUUGACCCAGGGGAUUCCGAGUGUCCACCCACUGCCCCCAACAAGUUAUCCAGACAGAUACCAGACAUUGGGGCAGAACUGACAGGUGGGUGCUAUGGAUUUGCAGCUAAAUACAUGCACUGGCCAGAAGACUUAAUAGUGGGAGGUGCAACUCGGAACAAGACUGGGCACAUACAGAGGGCACAUGCUCUCCAAACAGUGGUACAACUCAUGGGGGAGCGGGAGAUGUUUGACUUCUGGUCCGACACAUACAAGGUCCAUCACGUAGAAUGGACACAAGAGAAGGCAGCCUUAGUCCUCGAAACAUGGCAGAGGCGAUUUUCAGAGGAGGUGCGUCGAUAUUUAACAAAUGACAACAGCACAGCACCCUAUGAAGUAUAUGCUUUCUCAACUGCAACCCUAAAUGACAUUCUAAGUCAAUUCUCGGAGCUCAGUAUAGUCAAAGUUAUUGUUGGAUACAUAUCCAUGCUGGCAUAUGCAGGAGUUUCUCAGCUGAGGUGGCAUGACCCUGUGCGGUCACAGGCUGGAGUGAGUCUGGCUGGAGUUCUCCUCGUGUCCAUGACAGUCGCAGCUGGACUCGGCUUUUGUGCUUUGCUGGGCAUUGCUUUCAAUGCUUCUACCACACAAAUAGUGCCAUUCCUGGCCUUAGGCCUUGGUGUUGAUGACAUGUUCUUAUUGACCCACAUGUAUGCAGAACAAGAGCAGGGUCAUAAGGGAUCUCACAGUCAGUACCAACCUAAUGAACAGACGGGCAUGGUGCUCAAGAGGACGGGCCUCAGCAUUCUUCUUACCUCACUAAGCAACAUGUGUGCUUUCUUUGCUGCUGCAAUUAUUCCCAUCCCAGCGCUGCGAGUCUUCUCACUACAAGCAGCAGUUCUGGUGCUAUUCAAUCUUGGGUGCACCUUACUUGUUUUUCCGGCUGUUGUCAGCCUUGAUUUGCGACGACGGCGCUCAGGGCGUGUGGACAUGCUGUGCUGCUGUGUGCCAGGUGGCCUCACAGGCUCUGAAUGGCCUUGCUGCACCCUGCCUCAAGUCCCAGCUGGUCAUUUUGUGCAUGUGGCUCGUAGACGGAGAGGACAGGUUGUGCCAGAACCAACCAAGAAACUUCAAGCAAUCACACGAGCCCUUCCUCCUGACAGACAGCAGACUGUGACUGUGUUGGCACCGCAGGUGGCACCUAUGCAGACCUUGACACCUGAAUGUUGGGUAGGAUCUACAAGGGAACUGCUGACAGUCGACCUUGAAAAGGGACAAGGGGCAGUUGGAGGUUGUGGUGGACAUCACAUUAUGCAUGAGUGCUGGGGCUGGUCCCUCACAAAGUUAGCAGCUACACACUAUGCACCUCUCAUCACAAAAUCACCCGUGAAAGUGGUGUCUAUGGUGACCCUAGUGGUGAUACUAGCAGGGAGUGUGUGGGGAAUCACAAAAGUUACCGACGGCCUUGAUCUCACUGACAUAGUCCCCCAGAACACAGAUGAAUAUGCAUUCCUCAGUGCUCAAGGCCAAUAUUUUGGGUUCUAUAACAUGUAUGCUGUGACACAGGGAGAUUUUGAGUACCCAACCAAUCAGAAGUUACUCUAUGAGUAUCAUGAGGCAUUCAUGCGUGUCCCAAACAUUAUUAAGAAUGAUGAUGGUGGCCUUCCAGAAUUCUGGCUCAGUCUCUUCAGAGACUGGCUGAUAGGAUUACAGAAAGCAUUUGACCGAGACUGGUCUCAGGGAAGCAUAAAACAGGAACGAUGGUUCUCUAAUGCAUCGGAUGAGGGGAUCCUUGCCUACAAACUGCUGGUUCAGACUGGGCAUGUUGACAACCCCAUUGACAAGUCACUUGUCACUCAGGUUAGGCUGGUAGAUGGAGAGGGAAUCAUUAAUCCAAAAGCAUUUUACAACUACCUCAGUGCUUGGGCAUCUAAUGAUGCUUGGGCAUAUGGAGCAUCACAGGGAAAUCUGCACCCAGAACCACGACCUUGGUAUCAUGCUGCAGAAGAUUUUGAGCUGAAAAUCCCCAAGUCUGCGCCUCUGGUAUACACACAGUUGCCCUUCUACUUGCAUGGUUUGGGAGACACGCAGCACAUCAUACAUCUUAUAGCGCAGGUGCGGUUAUUGUGCCAGAAAUUUGAAGAGCGGGGGCUUCCCAAUUUCCCUUCAGGGAUCCCGUUCCUGUUUUGGGAACAGUACUUGGGCCUACGCCAGUCACUGGGGCUGGCUUUGCUCUGUGCUUUGGUUGCGGUCUUCCUGGUCAUGGCUGUGCUGCUGCUCAACUUGUGGGCUGCUACUCUGGUGGUGCUGGCUCUGGCAGCCAUGGUAAUGCAGCUGCUAGGGGUCAUAGGAAUCCUUGGCAUCAAGCUCAGUGCAAUACCUGCAGUCCUACUCAUUGUGGCUGUAGGCAUUGGUGUUCAUUUCACAGUCCACAUAUGCCUGGGGUUUAUGACAAGUAUAGGAUGCAGAGAUCGACGGAUUCGUCUUGCUGUGGAGCACACAUUUGCUCCAGUCACUCACGGAGCCCUUACAACACUUCUUGGCAUCUUCAUGCUGGCAUUCUCAGAGUUUGACUUCAUUGUCAGAUAUUUCUUCUAUGUAUUGCUGGCACUGGUAGUGGUGGGCCUCUUUACUGGACUAGUCUUCUUUCCAGUUCUGCUGUCUUUAAUAGGACCAGCUGCUGAGGUAAUUCCACUUGAAUUCCCUGAUCGCAUUUCAACACCAUCACCACCGCCAUCACCAGUGCAGACAAGGAUAGGGUCAUGCCGAGUUGGCAAAGCCCCCCCACCGCCUAGAAGAGGUCAUGGUGGCAUCCAGUGCAACCGUCUACAUGCAGAGCCAUCCCUCACAACAAUAACAGAGGAAGCGAAUUCGUGGCACUCAACACACGAGAUUGUCGUACAGCCAGAGCUUGUGGUAGAGACCACUACGUAUAGCACUCCACAGAAUAUAAGUCAAACCACAAGUGGCAAUGGCAAUGGCUCGCCAACUGGUCAGGCCUCAACGUCUCAUCCACCUUCAGGGUCUCAGUCACAUGUCACUACAAAAGUUACUGCCACAGCCCAUGUUAAAGUUGAAGUACACACACCACUGCCAGGAGCAGUGGAACGUGACUUGGGAAGCAGCAGUAGCAGCAACAAAAGUCAUUCAAGUCAUCACAGGGACUCUAGCUCAGGCUGUGAGCAUGACUCAUCCUCAGAUAACUCCGGCAAACAGGAUGGCAGCACGUCUUCCUAGCACACAGCUCAAACGUUGCUACAUUGCUCCCAUGAUGAUGAUCAAAACUUGGCCACUAAAUCACUGAAACAGUAACCUGAAUGGGACAGGCGAGAGUCUUGAUGACUUACUUCCCCCUUAGCCCAUGAAAUACAGAUUCAGCACCUACAAGUUGAUGCACACUUGCCCGCUUGAUAGUUUCAUUAUCAUCCAGACAGAUACAGUUCCUUAUCUCUCUAGAACAUCACAUUAAAACAUCAUGAAGUAAGUAACUCUGGAACAAAAGGACAGAUACUAAGUUAAAUGGUUGUGCAUUCAGGGAUGUGGAAUAAAAUCAGAGUAUAGACUCCAUGGAUUUGAGCCCUUGAGAACUGUGUUACUCUUCUGUCCUAAGAUGAAUAGAUAUUAUUGUGUUCAUUAUAUUCCUUUAUGGAAUUAAAAUCUUUUUACACUAACCUUCCAUUCUAGAACACUGAUUUAAAAUUUCUAAAUACAGCUUUCAAAAACAAAGGCCACAAACUGCAGAUGUAGGUGAACACUUCCCAGGUAUUGGUGGGAAGCACAAGUUUGUGAUUAUGUACACCUACUGACCCUAUGUUUACCAAAGCAGUAACUUACAUAUGUCAUGAACUGCCUUUGAAUGCAAACAGUUGCAAUACUUAAUAUACAUUCUGAACAGUAAUCUUUACAAGAAUAACUGAGAUAUAAAACCAAACUCUAAUCUGUUUUUGUAACUUUAAAUACGAAUGUGAAAAACUGUACAGUGUGUGUAAUGGAAGUGACUCUAAAUCAUACAAUGAAAUUGUUUCUUAUGAGGAAGAGGAAUGUAUUUAUAAAUGCACCUUUAAAUGCCAAAUUAAACACUGGGUGUUGUCCCCAUGACACCUAGUUAUGUCACACUUUAAUGUGAUGUUUAUAUAGCAUACUUUAAUUCAUGAACCCUUUUCCUAUUCAUAUUAAAUUUGGCAAGGCAAGAUUUAAUAAUAUAUAUAAAUAUGGAACUGUUUCAGACAAAAGUUUUAUAUUUAUUACUAGUAUACAUAUUUAUCUUAUGUACAUAUUUUUUUAUAUGAUGAACCAUAAGAAAAUACACAACAAAUACUAUUUCAUGGUACUUAAUUCUCAGGAAUGUUUUACUAAUAUUUUUAAUGAAACAGAAAAUCAUUACCAUGAAAUAUCCAUUGUUAGACUUGACAGCCUUUCAAGCCUUACUUCAGUCACUUCUCUGAAGGCACGCUUGCCUUUCGGGCAAACUCUGGAAGCAACUCAUUUUGCUAAACAGCUGCAGGACACAAUUCUAGGGUAAGAAAUGAUUAUUGCUACUGACGCAUUAAAUAAAAAUGUUUUGGAUGGUCUCAGGAAGCUGUCAGGCAUUCAUUGCCAUAGCUUGUCAGUCUGGAAACGUCAUAGACUUCAGAGUGAAUGUGUGAGACUGCCCUGAUCUGAGAGCAUUGCGCCAUUACAUUAAGAGUUAAAGAAUGGAAAAUUCAUGUGAUAAUGAAGCAUUUAAUUUCUGAUAAUAUGUGCGAUAUGGCUUACAUUAGAAUACUGGCAAUUUUUGGAGUUCAUGCUGAGGUCAUGUUUUAAAAAAAAAUUAUGUUCUCAUAUGUGUAUGUAAGACUCAUUCUGAUGUGUACCCCAAAGGCAACGCACAGUGCCUUAAAAAUAAGUACUAUAUUUCGACUCUGUGUUUAUGCUCAAAAGGCAUGCAAAAAAGGGUGGUGUGUUUUGAUGGUUAUGGCGUCUCGCAUUUUGGUGAGAAGUGUUAACAGAGGCAUCAGAAGCAAAGAGACUAAUAUACUCUCAGCUUGUAUGUAUGUUACCAGUGCCUUAAAACUCAAAACGAGAUGAGGCAUCAAGCAGUAUAUAUUUCAAAUUCUUUGUGUGCGUGUAUAUAUAUAUAUUUUAACAACGAUCAGUUUAACAUUCAACUGAGGCACAAACUGACCACCAGAAGCAACCUAGUACCUGGUUUCCAUUCACAUCCAUAUUACAGUCUCAUAUACUGGACAUUCUACUGUUGGCGCUAUGCUUCCAAUAUGCAGUUAAUAGAACGUAGCCCUAAAAGUACUUUCUUUUACAAUUUAAUAAUUUCAUUCUAAAUCCUGUAUGUUGACCAAUAUCAGAUCUAUCUAAGCAGCAACACAUGUUGGGUUUGUAGCUGUUAUGGGCAAUGGGGCUACACGAAAAUUAUCUACAAAAUUGUGAUUGGAUGUCAAAUUCGUAUAAGAGUAAUUCUAUUAUAUUUUCAAUAUGGCAUUAAUUAAUUUUUAACAUGAAAUUAAAGAGCCCUUAGCAGAGGUUAUAGCUAAAAUUUUCAAGUAGUGAAUGCACCUCUUCUUUAAGCUUUGACAGAGUUGAUAUUCAUUCAUGUGAUACAGGAGUAAUUGAAUUGCUGGAGGACAUGAGAAUAAUAUUAUGACAGAACCAAUGCAAAUGUUUGUACUUUCAUCAAUGAUAUUUGUAAAGAGCAUUUGUGACACCAUAUCACAAAGUUCAUUAAGAAAUGUGUAAUAAGAAUGUAAAAGAUCUUGUUUUGCAUUAGGAACUGAAUUAAAAAUGGUACACAGCAAAUAAUAUUGGAUAAACAAAGGGCAUAGUACCUCAGUUUACCCUGCCAAUUUUCAUUCCACCAACUGCUCUACAUUCAUUAGUCAUCCUGUCAUCAAACAUUAUAUAGUCAGGAUGCUGACAGCAGCAUUGUUAAAUAACAAACCAAUUACUACUGCAGAAAAGAAAAAAAAAUUAUGCUCACAGGAACCUGUUUUUCACUGAGCACAGCAAAUGGAACAGAGAGCAGACAGGAAUAUAAGCAUCAACAAUAGAAACCAGAUUCACCCAACAAGAACUGCAUUUAUACUCUCUUACGUUGCUGCAAUGGAAGAGAUUACUGGACUUUACUGAAGCAGUUUACAUAAAUACUCAUCAUAUAUAGAUAUUUGUGACACUUGUAACUGGAGCAACUGAGAGCCAGAAGUACUGCUUCACCCACAUACAGAGGGAUGCACAAAAUUCCAGUCAUUCUCAAACUGUUUGUGUUGUUUAUAUUAGUUUUGGCUUCAUUCAUAAUUUCUGGAACACUCACCUGCAACAUAAACAUUAAACAAAAUAAACAGUGAAAAUGUGAAUAAAGCUAAUAUUACUUCUUGGCACUUAUGUAUUCAGAGGGUAAAGUGGGGUACAGUGAGGUAUUCUGCAUACACCAAGCAUGGCUAUGUAAUUUAUAGAUGGAAGGAAUCAUAAUAUUUUUAAUUCUUAAAUAUUUUACAUCUCAGAUGACUUUAUACUUUGAGAAAUAUGAUUCAAUGGGAACAUUUACUAGUAGGUAAGGACAUAGCCAUGAAAAUAAAGGUGAAAAAUUUUAAAACACUGGAUAUGGUUUUCUUUCAGCUAAGAUUCAAGAACAUUCAAUUGCCAUGCAGGACAAAAUCUGCCAUGUGUUAAAAGAUUAAAUUUCAUUUUGUACAAAGCAAAGUGUUGACAAAUAUAUUUUCUUGAAAUCAGGACUUGCAGAAACAUUUUUGAAAACAAUUUAUUAAUUGUAUCACGUUAAGCAUAUAGCAUGUUCAGAAUUCAAACAUGCAGAAGACUGUCCCGCAGUAAUAAAUACAAUGUAUAUGUACAAUGACCAAAACAACAGUGAGGCUUACCAUGAAAGUUUUCAUAUAGUCAUGUAACUUCUUUCUUGCAGCAAUUUUAUCAUAUAAAAAUCAAUUAUAUUUUAUUAACCAUUAUUUAUAAAAGAAACCAAACUCUUUCCCAUGAAUAAUAUAUGCAAUGUUUUUAAAUAUAACAAGUUUGUAUACUAGUAACAUUGUUCUUCAUUCAGGCAUUAUUGUAGUGCCAGUUUUACCAAUGUGUAAUUUUGUAUAUUUCAACUUGUACCUCUGUGUAUAAGGUACAGACAAUAUUUUAUUAUUAUUUAUGAAGGAGAAGCGGAUCAGUGUGAGGAAAUGUGAGUGUGUUCUGUGACACCUUCGCAAUAUUAUCAGACACAGCUGCUUGAAUACCAUUACAGUCAUCUUUGAAACCAAGUAUUUCUGUGUGCAGCCUGAUUAUAAAUUUACUUUAAUUACAAAAUGUAAUCUCUACACUGACUGAAGGUUGUGCUGUACAGUUACGUGCAAACAUAUCACAAAAAGUUAAGGUCAUGCUUAUUUGCAGGACUAGCUUUAAAUAAUGCCUUGUCACAGUGAAACAAUUUUAAGAUGAUGUGAGGCUGCUAGAAAUUUUGCUCAGACUUAAUCUGAGGGGUAUGUGGGAGCAGUAUGCUUCAUGCUCUCUGCCUGGUCCCUCAGAUUGCAUAAUCACAACCCCUGGUUCCUCGUUAGGAUUUGCAAUGGAUAAGUGAAAAUAAGCAAGAUUUGAGGUUCUCAUAGGGGUGACUAUGAAGAGAACCAGCUCCUGGGAUGUGACAUCAGGCAGUCUAGUGUUCACUGACAUUUUGGAGGAACAUACUGCUUUCAUUUGAAGUGUCAACAAAUAAGCAGUGCAAGUAGUGCUGCAGCUUACGCUUUGACCCUGAAUAUGGAGGCAGCAUGUUCCUCCUGAACAUUGGCAGAUACCUACUGCAUACACAGAUGGCAUCACAUCCCAGAAGAUAGUGUUCUUCAAGUUUAAAGAAAUCAUUCCAUGUGAUUAGACCAUUUAUGCAUACCACAUACAAUCACGUGACUGAAGAAAUUAUCACCUGUAUAUACAAAAGUCCUGUGGGAACAUCUCACAUAUUAUCACACAUUUCUCCAACGCUCGCUAUUCAGCUCACUUUUCACCUACCACGCGCGCUUCCAAUCACGUCGGGGUCACCAAUGUGGGAUGUCAUAUGAAGAGACAACCACUAGUUGAACUGUAGAAUCUAGAACUGUAACUGAACUGAACCGAACCCGACGUGAUUGGAAGUGCACGUGGUAGGUGAAAAGUGAGCUGAAUAGCGAGCGUUGCAGAAAUACGUGAUAAUAUGUGGGAUGUUCACACAUCCCCAAACUGUGAAAAGCUGUGUGCAUUAGUAUAAAUUGUUUCAGGUAUGAAUACAAUGGACUAUGGAAGUGCCUCAUCUCUUUCAUCCCAUACAGAAACAACACGAACGAAAAGGAGUAGCUUUUCUUGUAAAAAGAUGUACAGAUUUUCUUGUAACAAGCAGAUGGAACCACCAUUGUAAUUAUAAGCACUAUCAUAUUGUAAGUAUUGUACGUCAAAUGAAAAUAGCUGUAAUUUUAUUUUUUAAGUAUAAAGUAUAUUUUAAUGCAAUGUUAAUUCACAACAAAAUGACAUUUGCUAUUAAUAUAAUAUAAAGUGAAAGUACCUUUAAUGGAUAUUCUUGCUUAUCCCAAAUAGGGUGCAGAAUGUAUGCAUGUGUAUGGCAUAGAUGUGGAAGACAUUAAACUGUGUAAUUGAAAGUA